AUGGGAGAAUAUAUAAGAAAGAUACCUUUUUUUAAUGAUUAUGAAAAAAAGAAGGAUUUACUAAAAUUUCCUCAUUUAAAAGAAAGUGAUAAUGAUGGAAAAAAAAACUUAAAUAAUAAUAUAAACCAAGAUGUGUAUUAUAUAAAAAAAAGAGAGAAUAUGAAGGAUAUCUUAACUUAUCUUCCUAAUUUAAAUAAUAGAACACAAAGGGAUAUUUUUAAUGAAAGAAAAAAUAAGUUAAAAGAAGACAUUAGUGAAAGUUACUACUCAUAUGAGGAAAAAUUUCCAUUUCUUAUUAAUACAUGCGUAAAAAAAAUUGAAGAAACACGGAAUAUGGGAGAUGUACUAAAUAAUAAAUAUGAACCAGAUGAAACAAGAAAAACUAGAAUUUAUGAAGGCAUUAAAACGAAGACUAUGUUAUUAGAAGCAAGAAAAAAAUUAUAUAUGGAUGAAUUAAAAAGUAUUAAUAGAGAGGCAAAAAAUUAUAUGUAUAAUAUUAUAAAAAAAAAUAAUAAAAAUAAUAUGGAUAUUAUAAAAGAUAAAAAUAAAAUAUUAACGUUAAAAAAUUAUGGUUUGGGAUUAGCUCCUUCAAAUUUCGUAUUUUCAUAUCCACAUAUUCAAGCCAAAGGGAGAGGAGGUUUCGCAACAGAUAUAAUGAAAUCAAUUAUAUUAAAAAAUAAAAAUGAAAAGAUUAAUAAAAAAAUAAAUGUAAAUGAUAUAAAUGAUUUAUAUAAAGAUAAGAAUAAUAAAGAAAGGGAAGAGAAAGUUUUUCUAAUGAUAAAUAGAUUCAAAUAUAUAAAUUAUACUAGAAAAAGCUAUUCUGUUGAUAAUUAUCUUAAGGAGAAACCACAUAUUAUAUUAAGAUAUAAAGGAUUUCAAAGAAAGGCAUAA
Plasmodium gallinaceum is the source of this 891-nucleotide messenger RNA. Its product is annotated as conserved Plasmodium protein, unknown function. The coding region runs from base 1 to 891 and encodes 296 amino acids. NCBI's taxonomy places the organism in Eukaryota, Apicomplexa, Aconoidasida, Haemosporida, Plasmodiidae. The record is from RefSeq and is a predicted model, not a curated record. The transcript is spliced from 14 exons.